GUUUUUACAUCGUGAAACAUCUUUCUUCAAACUAAUUCAAGAUGGCAGCUUGCGUACGACAAGGAGUGCUGCUCCUUUUGUUGGUAUUGCUAUGUUUUUCUACACAAAUAGCUGCCCAGGAACGAGCUCUUAUGUGUAACCAUUUCCAGAGCUGCUUUACCAUGUCCCCGGUGUGUGUUUACCUGUUCUACUAUUACCAGUGUACACAGGAUCCCAUCAAACGUGAAACGGAUCCCCCGUGUGGCCUAAGUUCAAAGACCGGGAACGCGUCUCGGUACGCCAUGCCUCGUGUUGUGGGUGGCAUUGAUGCCGAAGAAAAGGAGUUCCCUUGGACAGUUUACUUGGAAGAACGGUUUACCUUAAGAUUGUGUGCCGGUUCCAUCAUUGAUAAACGACACAUCGUCACUGCCUCUCACUGUGUAGGAUCUCUGAAAGACAACCCUGAGAGGCUUAGAGUUGGUUAUGGCUCCAUUCAGAGAAGGAGACUCAGUAAUAUAACUGCCGAAAAAAUCGACGCCCACCCACUCUACAACAUAACUAACAAGGACAAUGACAUCGCCGUUGUAAGGCUUAGUGAGGAUUUACCCCUGAGUGCCAGUACAAAUUUAAGAAGCGUGUGUCUACCUGAGCCGGGGACUUCCUACACAGCUGGCUCUGGGUGCCUCAUCACUGGAUGGGGGACGCUCCUGGAUGGCGGUUUCACAUUUCCUGAUAUUCUACAGAAGGCAUACGUGCCCUUGUUCCCCCUUGACCUUUGUCAAAGGUCAUAUGCAGACAACGACUAUAUACUGGUAUCAAACAGGCAGCUGUGUGCUGGGUACUUCAGAGAAGGGGGAGUAGACGCAUGCAAGGGUGACUCUGGUGGACCCCUAUUUUGCCCGGUGGGGGGAAAGAUGGGUUUUGUACGGCGUGGUGUCAGUGGCAGAGGGGUGUGCAAAGCCAGGCUUUCCAGGGGUGUAUGCCUUCGUGCCUCAGCAUGUCGACUGGAUAAACUCAAUCAGGAAUUAAUGUUAUUUAUAAAUAUGUGAGAUGUAUUAUAUUUUCUCUGGCUGACUAAACUUGCAGUUGGCGUUCACGAAAUGUAAUGUAAUCUUCCUUACAUUUUGCUACGUAAGGCAUGAGAGAAUUGUACUUUUAACCUGAAAUCUUGGAAUUUCUAACGGAUUUUGAAUAAUAUUCAUGUUACAUAAGAAUUGUUGUUUCUUCGAAUGUGUACAUAUACACUCUGAAUCACUUGAAUAAAUUACAUUGAAGGAG
Messenger RNA from Haliotis rubra (blacklip abalone), 1257 nucleotides. RefSeq names its product trypsin-1-like. The coding region runs from base 42 to 1028 and encodes 328 amino acids. The record is from RefSeq and is a predicted model, not a curated record. Gene Ontology annotation, molecular function: serine-type endopeptidase activity. Gene Ontology annotation, biological process: proteolysis. The transcript has 7 exons. Lineage: Eukaryota; Metazoa; Mollusca; Gastropoda; Lepetellida; Haliotidae.